Messenger RNA from Stegastes partitus (bicolor damselfish), 2272 nucleotides. RefSeq names its product POC5 centriolar protein homolog (Chlamydomonas) (gene poc5). Gene Ontology annotation, cellular component: photoreceptor connecting cilium. The transcript has 13 exons. NCBI's taxonomy places the organism in Eukaryota, Metazoa, Chordata, Actinopteri, Pomacentridae. The record is from RefSeq and is a predicted model, not a curated record. Gene Ontology annotation, biological process: eye photoreceptor cell development. The coding region runs from base 62 to 1777 and encodes 571 amino acids.
AACUGACGACCAACUUGAGGAACGGAUAAGUGUAGAUACUCUGCACAGACAUAUAUAAGAAAUGUCCUCAGAUGAAGAUGAACCAACCAGUCCUGUCCUGCCCAAAGACUGGGACCGAGGCAGCUCUGUGUGCUCUGAUCUUCAGGAUGAGUAUGAGGAACUCCUACGCUAUGCUGUUGUCACCCCGAAGCUUGAGCCACUCGCCAGCGUUCCACUGAAGCACCUAAGCACCUCUCAUCUGCGUGCAGAUGGUCGGAGUUCCCACAGUAAAGAUAAUCCAAAAUCACAGCGCCAAGCAGAUGACGAUCAAGAUGGGAGGCAUUCUAGCAGGAGCUUGAGGUCAACACAAGUCUCACCUUUGAUCGUUGAGCCCUCUACACGUUCAAAAGCCUCUCAUGCUGACAGGAGGGGAGGCCUGUUGUCUAGCAGGGCGUCAGCGUUCUCAGACGCUCCCUCAGACAGGUUGCAGGUGAUGUCUGGAAGGUCUAGGCCAAACAGCCCAGACCCCCUCGAGUCUGCUGUGACAGAGAUGUUUAUUUCAGAGGAGAACUUAAACAAGAUGGAGAAUAUUCUGAACACGUGGAGCAAUAAUCUGAAGUCAAAUGUCCUGACUGAACUACGGAAGUGGAAGCUGGCCUUCAUGGAGCAGCACAAGCUGGAGAUAAUGAAGGAGAGGGAGAGGCAUGCAGCCCAGACAGCUGGCCUGAAGUCAGAGCUAAGUAGCCUAAAGGAGCUGCUGCACACCUAUGAGACGUCCAACAGCAGGAAAGAUGAGGUGAUUGCGAACCUGAGCCAUGUGGUGGAGAGACAGAAAGAAAAGCUUGAAAAGAUGAAGACGUUCACCCACUGGAGACUUCAGCACACUGAGGCCAGAGAAGAGACUCAUGCUUUUCGGGUAGCGCGGCAGCACUACAAUUUGCAGCUGAAGAGGAAAGUGUGGCUCGGCUGGCACUCCCUGAUUCAGAAACACUGGAGGGUCAAAGUGGAGCGAGCUUGCCGUUCGAGGGCCGAAGAGGUCUGCAGCCAAAUGUCCUCAGAGUACGAGGCCAAGCUGUCUGAGCAUUGCGACACUAUAGAGAAGGCCCAAGCAGAGAUCCAGAGACUCCGAUUAGAGCGAGAGCAGUAUGAAGAAUCUAUGAAGAAAGCCUUCAUGAGGGGCGUUUGUGCUCUCAACAUGGAGGCUCUCAGCAUGUUCCACUCUACAGAGGGACGACCAGAGCAACCUCCGGCUAAUGAUCCUCUUCCUUCUCAGGAUGAAGCUGCCUCUGCUACACAAGCUCAUCUUCAUCCUCAUCCCACCUCGUCAGCACGGUUCAGUCCAGUUCACUUAGACCACCCAGACCCUUCCCACAGGGAAGCAGAUGAUAUGGUGGGCUCUGGUGCUGCUAUGUUGCAGGAAGAAGUACCCCCUCCCACUACAGUGGUGCACAGCUCACUCCCUCUUGGGGGCAUUUCAAGUUCCCACAAACAGGUCAGCGGUCGUACCAUUACAUCAAGUCAACAAAAAGCCUCGAAGACCAUAAUGGCUCGCAUUACUGCACGCGCUGAUGUUGGAAAGGCAGCACGCAGCAACCUCCAGGUGAUGGGAGUGGCUCCGCCCAUGAGCUCCGUGGUCGUUGAACGCCACCAUCCCGUCACUCAGCUAACCAUCGGGCACGCCACAGCUGCCAAGUUUCCUCGUUCAUCCCAGCAGAGCCACACCUCCGCUGGAGGCAAAGGCUCCUCCAGAACACAAACCAGCACGUGCCACGUACACUCCAUCAAAGUAGUCGAAUGAUCGCACACACGUAUCUCGCACAAAGUGUUGCUCACCUAGUCGAGAUUUAACACAUUCUAUGCAACAGUCCUAUCCAUUUCUGCUUUGAAAUUAGUUUGAAGGCCAUUUUAUUUUAAGACCUUGCAAUGAAUUUGUCAUCCGCUCUUGUUUUCAGUUUCCUGUCAUGACUGAGCAGUAGGGUUUCUCUCAGGAAAGUGCUGCAUAGCCAGGUGUUUAGAACUGCAUAUGUAAAUGUUUUUAAUUGUUAGACAUAACAGAAUUUAGAAUUGCAAAAUGGAUAUUUAUUUAUCUAUUUCCUAUGAAAAAUGUUACUGUUAAAUUAUGCACAGCGACAGUGGACUGUACAGUUUCAAAUCACACUUACUCGUGCAUUGAUCCAUGUUGUGGCGACCAUCCAACACCAAGGUUGUUUACUUUGCUAAACCAAAGCCACGUCCUAAUGAUUUGAUGUACAAUGUUGUUUUUUAAAAUAAAUUAUUUUACUAUCUUCCUGUA